GUCAAGAGUGCAGAUCAGCGGAGAGCAGGCACAGCUUCCUGGAUGGAAACAAAACGCAGGAGUAGAGCAGACAAAUACUAACACACACACACACACAGGCAGGCCGUGCACGAGCGAGCAGGACGUCUGAACAUGUUCUGAGUUUUUCCUCCGGCCCGGUACGUGUGUGAGAAAGGCGGCGUCGGGGCGGCGGAGGGAUUAGGCGUUGACAGCAGAGGUGAUUGUAACAGUAGACUGUUUCAACACAUGUGUCACAUUAAGAGCACUGCGGCUGUGGAUCUGGACUCAGGCUGUUCCUUCACUCAGUGGUCCACUGGAAAGGCUCUCCCCCAAAGACACGCAGGCCACUGGGCCAGAAAUCCAGAGAAACAGGACAGGGGGUGAAUGCAGCUGUAGAAACGAUGCCGUUUAAAUUCUGCCACGCGCUGCCCGAGCACAGUCCCAGCUGCCUCCUUCCCAGCACAGUGGCAGUCUGUGUAAACGCAGCAGCAGCAGCUUUUCACCGGGCAGAUCUGGUUUUCCGUUCCUGCCUCUCUGGGAACAUGGUGGCUGUAGCUCCUCUCGGUCCCCAGCAGAAGGGCUAGAGGCAGCCUGAUUCCUCCCUCCUUCCCUCCCUGCAUGCCUCGCCCCGACAUGGCCAGCAGGAGUCCCACCAUGAGCCAGGAAGCCGGGGAUUCGGCACCGGGGAUCCCCGAGGCCGGCGCUAACCCUGAACCGGGGCCUGAGGUGUUCUGCAAGUUGUGCCUCAGCGAGCAACCAUCUGCAGCCACCAGGGAGCUGCAGAGCUGCAACUGUGUCUUCUGCAUGGCGUGUCUGCAGCAGUAUGUUCAGCUGGCCAUCAUGGAGGGUGGGGGUGCACCCAUCACCUGCCCAGAUAUGGCCUGCCAAAAGACUGGAGUGCUAUCGGACUCUGAGAUAGCUAGCUUGGCCUCAGAGGAUCGGGCAGAGCUGCAUCGACGUCUGAAGUUUGAGAGAGGAGUGAAGUUGGACCCCAGUAAAGCCUGGUGUCCGGUGCUGGAAUGCCAGGCGGUGUGCAGCCUGCAGCCGAGCACCGAAGGCCGGCCCGCCGCUGUGCCGUGCCCGACCUGCCGCGCCGUCUUCUGCUCCGGAUGCAGAGGGCCCUGGCAGGACGGCCAUACCUGCCCUGAGCGCCAGCCCAUGAUGUCACCGUCACCCUCUCGUGACAGCAGAGCCCGCGCCGACAGCGACUCUGACAUGCCCAUCAAGCAGUGUCCUAUGUGUGGUAUCUACAUCGAGAGGAACCAGGGCUGUGCACAGAUGCUGUGUAAGAGCUGCAAACACACCUUCUGCUGGUACUGCCUGCAGAAUCUGGAUGGUGACAUUUUCCUGAGGCAUUAUGAUAAGGGACCGUGCAGAAACAAGCUGGGACACUCCAGGGCCUCGGUCAUGUGGAACAGAACGCAGGUGGUGGGUAUCCUGGUGGGGGUCAGCAUCAUCGUGCUGGUGACCUCUCCGCUGCUCCUGCUGGCCUCGCCGUGCAUCCUGUGCUGCGUCUGCAAGCCCUGCAGCGGGAGGAAGAAGAAGAAGAGGAAGAAGGACCUCAGCCAGCCAGACUCCUCCACUUCAUAGCAGCUCCCCCCUCUCAGCAGCCUGGCCCAGGAUCACUCCGCAAACCUCACGAUGCCCAAGGAAAAGCAAGAGAGUACAGGUGUUGCACAGUGGACUAAAUAAAGACUAAAGCUGUGGAACAAUGGAGUACGUUUUCAUGACUCCACAGACUGGAAGCCUUGUCAGUGGUUCAGUAAUGUCGUCCGGCUCAACAAGUGCAGAUUUUCAUCUUUAAGCUCUGUGAGAGAGCUGCCCAAAAACUGUUCUUCAGCUACAGGAGUGUGGACUUUAUGUUGUGGAAGUGUAAAUAUGAGGAGAAUGAAUGUAAGUAGCUCACGUUGUUGUUUUUAGAUGCACAACAGGUAGUACAGCGAAGGCGGCGGCUUUCCUGGACAAAAUUUUUGUCAUCACCCUCCUCUCUCUCUCUCCCUCUCUAUCUAUAUAUCUCUCUCUCUCACACACACAUGCAAUUUAAAGUGCAAUGCCACCCUCAUGUGCCAAACGUCAUGAUGCCAAACCAGAGGUGUUAGGUGCUCAAGUGCCUCACUCUACAGUGCCUGGUGCUUGGUUGUAUUUGUUUUGCCUUCCAUCUUUAUCUUAUGCAAAAAUUUUAGCAUUAUGAAAGUGGGCAACCAUCGGGAUAACACAGGGUUGUAAAUCCCUUAACAAUGCAAAACAUCCUUUCAUUAUGGGAGAAGGAAACGGCAUCAUGUGUGCACUGUAUAUUCUGUACUGCUAUGAAAUAUAACAGGGCUUCAAUGGUGCACAGAGAACUUUCCUUCUGCAAAUGUUUGUCGUUUCCACCUGUUUCCAGACCAAAGGUUCUAAAGGAUAAUGUGUACUUUUCUAAAGUGUGUAUUUAUGGGUUAUGUGUGUAUGGUAUCCUGUUAUAAUUUCUACGUUUCUGUUGAUGUUUCUGCAUCAGAUAUUUUAUAAAAGCACCAUUGUAAUUGAAAUAAACUCGCAUCAGAUGGUUUUGCGUUUGCUAGUGA
Molecule: messenger RNA, 2561 nt
Organism: Chelmon rostratus (copperband butterflyfish)
Lineage: Eukaryota; Metazoa; Chordata; Actinopteri; Chaetodontiformes; Chaetodontidae
Gene: rnf144b
Product: ring finger protein 144B
Exons: 9
Coding region: 619-1590 (323 amino acids)
Biological process (GO): protein polyubiquitination; positive regulation of proteasomal ubiquitin-dependent protein catabolic process; ubiquitin-dependent protein catabolic process
Cellular component (GO): ubiquitin ligase complex; cytoplasm; mitochondrial membrane
Molecular function (GO): ubiquitin protein ligase activity; zinc ion binding; ubiquitin conjugating enzyme binding
Source: RefSeq, a predicted model, not a curated record